Drosophila bipectinata is the source of this 1759-nucleotide messenger RNA. It is a transcript of the gene Cyp9c1, whose product is annotated as Cytochrome P450 9c1. The record is from RefSeq and is a predicted model, not a curated record. Gene Ontology annotation, molecular function: monooxygenase activity; iron ion binding; heme binding. Lineage: Eukaryota; Metazoa; Arthropoda; Insecta; Diptera; Drosophilidae.
GCCGUCGUCUGGCGAAGACGCUCUCUUUCAGAAUUCAGAAGGCUACCCCACGCGGCGUGGCUCGAUUAACUCCCCCACCAGCCCCUCGCAGUUCAUAACGCCGGAAUGGUUUUCGUGGAGCUGUUGAUUUUUGUGGCCUUUAUCGGCUUGCUACUGUACAAAUGGUCGGUCUACACUUUUGGCUACUUUUCGAAGCGGGGCGUGGCCCACGAGAGGCCGGUUCCAGUGCUGGGGAAUAUUCCUUGGUCGGUGAUGAUGGGCGCCGAUUCUUAUAUAAAGUUUAGCAUUGAUCAGCACUUGCGUUUGAAGCAGAACAAGGUAUACGGAGUCUAUAACCUGCGCGAUCCCCUCUACUACCUCGCUGAUCCGGAGCUCAUCCGCCAGGUGGGCAUCAAGAGCUUCGAUACCUUUGCCAAUCACCGGCAGGGCAUCAGCGAUGGCCCCAACGAGACCAGUGUCAUGUCCAAGAGCUUGCUCACCUUGCGGGAUCAGCGCUGGAAACAAAUGCGAAGCACACUGACUCCAACCUUCACCAGCCUCAAGAUUCGGCAAAUAUUCGAGCUAGUCCACGCCUGCAACGUCGAGGCAGUGGGCUACAUUGAGCGGCAACUGGAAGCUGGCAACAGUGAGCUGGAGCUGAAGGAGUUCUUCACGCGGUAUACCAACGAUGUGAUUGCCACGGCUGCCUUUGGCAUUCAAGUGAACUCGUUCAAGGAUCCCAAUAACGAGUUUUUCACCCUCGGCCAGCGUCUCUCAGAGUUCACCUUGUGGGGUGGAUUCAAGGUACUUUUGUACAUUCUAGUGCCCAAGUUGAUGAAGGCACUGCGAGUUCCUGUGAUGGACUUGAAUAAUGUGGAUUACUUUAAGAAACUGGUAUUCGGCGCCAUGAAUUAUCGCAAGGAGCACAAUAUAGUGCGCCCCGACAUGAUCCACCUCCUGAUGGAGGCCCAAAACCAGUUUAAAAAGGAUCAGGAAACUGCAACCGAUAAGGACUCUAAGGAGGAUAGGGUCGAGUUCAAUGAUGAUGAUCUGCUGGCCCAGUGUCUUCUCUUCUUUACGGCGGGAUUUGAAACCGUCUCGACCUGCCUCAGCUUCACCUGCUAUGAGCUAAUGGUUAAUUCUGAGGUGCAGGAUAAGCUUUAUGAGGAGAUCUCUUCAGUGGAGGAGAGCUUGCAGGGCAAGCCACUGGAUUUUGAUACCCUCAAGGGCAUGAAGUACCUGGACUGCGUGGUAUCUGAAUCUCUAAGAAAGUGGCCACCGGCAAUCGUCCUCGAUCGCAUGUGUGCCUCGGACUUCCAGCUGCGCGAUGCGGAGGACAACUUAGUGGUGACUCUUCGCAAAGACGAGCUUGUUCAUAUUCCGGUGAUUGCACUGCAUCACGAUCCGGAUAACUUCCCGGAGCCGGAGGAGUUCCGACCAGAGCGCUUCGAUGACGACCACAAGCACGAAAUCCGCCAGUUCACCUAUCUGCCCUUCGGUGUUGGCCAGAGGAGCUGCAUUGGCAACCGAAUGGCCCUCAUGGAGGUGAAGUCGCUCCUGUAUCAACUGGUCCGUCAUUUCAGGCUGAAGCCCACCGACAGCACCCCGCGAGACAUGAUGGGCAGUAUUGCCGGGUUUCGGUUAAUGCCGCGGGAAUUGUUCUGGUGCAAGCUGGAGGCCCGAUAGGGGAGGACCCAAAAAAUUAAUUAAUAUUUAAGUCCCUGAGGAUGACGCUGCAAGAACACAUACACAUACACAUAAAUAUAAAUAAUAAUAAAUA